AAGAGGAAACCAGAAGCUACCUUUCCCCUCUCCACAGAUAUAUUCUUUCUCUCUGAUUAAAAAAAGGGACUGAAAUUCAAACAAGCCACCGUUCAUUCCCUCCAUCUCGUGUGUUCAUCUGCCGCAAACCUCCGCUCGCCAGGGGAUAAUCGAGGCUUAGGGUCCGGGAUCCACCGGAGGAGUCGAGCUUGGAUCGGGAGGAACGCCAGGGAUGUCGGGGCCCGUCGACCGCUCCGGCAGGCCCAGUUUUGAGGGCGUCACGCUUGAUGAUGAGAAGGAAGAGAUCAAAUCUGACGAGGAUAACUCGGAAGGUGACAAGAAGGCCAAGAAGGGAUCCUUCAAGAAAAGAGCAAUCAGUGCAGGGAAUAACUUUAGGCAUUCCUUGACAAGAAAGAGCAAAAAGAAGAGCGGCAAUCUAGUCUCAAUACAGGAUGUAAGGGACGUGCAGGAGCUGCAAACUGUCGAAAGGUUCCGCCGAUGCUUGCUUGAUGGUGGCUUGUUGCCAGAACGUCAUGACGAUUAUCACAUGAUGCUAAGAUUCCUCAAAGCAAGGAAGUUCGAUAUUGAGAAAGCCAAGCAUAUGUGGUCACAAAUGCUUAGAUGGAGGAAUGAAUUUGGGGUCGACAAUAUAGAGGAAUUCAAUUACACCGAAUUAAACGAAGUUAGGAAGUAUUAUCCACAAUUUUACCAUGGAGUGGAUAAAGAGGGAAGGCCUGUGUACAUAGAAUUAAUUGGAAAAGUUAACGCCAAUAAACUAGUCAAAGUAACAACUAUUGACCGAUACAUAAAGUAUCAUGUGAAGGAGUUCGAGAGAUCUUUCGAGAUGAGGUUCCCAGCUUGCUCCAUUGCUGCAAAAAGGCACAUAGACUCGUCUACUACUAUUUUAGAUGUGCAAGGGGUGGGUUUAAAGAACUUCUCAAAAGAGGCAAGAGAACUAAUCAUGCGACUGCAGAAGAUUGACAAUGACAACUAUCCAGAGACAUUGUGCCGAUUGUACAUUAUAAAUGCUGGACAGGGCUUCAAGAUGCUAUGGGGUACAAUUAAAUCAUUUCUUGAUCCGCAAACUGCUUCGAAGAUUCAUGUUCUUGGGAGCAAGUACCAAAGUAAGCUGCUUGAAAUAAUUGAUGAGAGUCAACUGCCAGAUUUUCUUGGAGGUAAAUGCAGGUGUGAAGAGAAUGGAGGUUGCUCAAAAUCAGAUAAAGGUCCUUGGAAGGAUCCUAUUGUAAUAGAGAGGGUCAUUAACGGUGAAGCAAACUAUGGUCGACAGAUUCUUGCCAUAUCAAGCACCGACGGGAAGGCAGUUUGUUAUAAUAAGCUUCGUCACUCAGCUAAAAAAUCUAGUGAUGCCUCAGCCGAGUCUACAUCUGAAGUACAAGAUAUUACAUCUCCUGUCGCUCCAGUGGACACCAAUGCGAACUCUGAUUUGGACCUUUUCCUUGAGCCAAAGUCUCCAGCACAUGCUUCAACUUCUGGUGCUACUCCUGUUGUAGAGGAAAACAUCCCCACUGUGGAUGAUGCGUGCAACAGUCCAAUGGCCACCUCAAUGGCUUCUACACCAGGUGCUUUCUCCUUGAGAAAUAUACCUAUGACACUUGGAGUGCUACAAACCAAGAUUGUUACUUGUCUGACAGUUUUUAUUAUGAGCCUUUUUAUGGUGAUCCGUUCUGUCCCAAACAGAAUGUCCCAAAGGUUCUCAAGGCAAUCUGGGGGCUUUCCUAAAGAUUUGGAGUUUAUGGAAGGGGUCCGACCUCCAUCUCCUUCUGAACAUACCGAAAAUGGUACCCUUCUGUAUGUAUCAAGGCGGCUUCAUGAACUGGAGGAGAAGGUGCAUGCGCUCCAAGCAAAGCCAUCUCAACUGCCACUCGAAAAAGAGGAAAUGCUCAGUGCGGCUGUCCGCCGUGUGGAUGCAUUGGAAGCUGAGCUGAUUUCCACAAAGAAGGCGCUCUAUGAGACACUGAUAAGGCAGGACGAGAUGCUUGCAUAUAUUGAACGACAAAACAGUACCAAGUUUCGGAAGAAGAGGUCCUGUUUCUAAGUAUUGGAGCACAUUCCGAGCGAUCUCUUAUCGUUCAGGACGGGAUACUCUCUAUUGCAAAUUGGAUGCAUAUAUUGUUCCGGUGUAAAAUUGCUGUAAGUAUUACGAAUAGAAGUGCAGGCGAGCAUUUUGCCGCCUCUUUCAUGUUCCAGCCUUCCAGGAUUGAGUAUAUAUUGUUGAUGCUUGGAACAUGUUUGAGCUCAGAAAUACAAGGGUGUACGGUACAUAAUUCAGAAAUA
Messenger RNA from Lolium perenne, 2274 nucleotides. Its product is annotated as phosphatidylinositol/phosphatidylcholine transfer protein SFH6. Lineage: Eukaryota; Viridiplantae; Streptophyta; Magnoliopsida; Poales; Poaceae. The record is from RefSeq and is a predicted model, not a curated record.